This is a messenger RNA of Closterium sp. NIES-65, 4323 nucleotides long. The record is from the annotation of a GenBank genome assembly. Lineage: Eukaryota; Viridiplantae; Streptophyta; Zygnematophyceae; Desmidiales; Closteriaceae.
AUGUUCUCCAACUCAGCCUCGACACCAGGUUCGGGAUCAGGUUCGGGCUCAGGCUCGGCAGGCGGAGGGAUAUUCGGCGCGGCAUUCUCCGGUUCGGGUCUCUCGGGCCCGGCGGAUGGCACCGGCGGAGAUGCGGGCGGUAGCGGGACUGGCGGCGGGUUCUCGGGGUUCCACCCGAUCGCGCGAGGCAACAGCGCGCCGCCGCAGUUCCUUCAAAACGCCAUGCUGAAAUGGUCUCCGCCCAGUUCUCCCCCCGCCGGAGGUAUGUUCGACCCCGCGCCAGCGGCGGAGGCCUCUAAGCCGCCGCGCGCGGGGGGAAGCGAGCACCCGUUCUCCCCGUCGUUCUUCCCCACGUCCCCCUCGCUGCCUUCCCCCGCGUCGCUCGACGUCGUCCCCGAGGAGGACGUCUUUCUGGGCGCCGAGGACGCGGACUCUGCGCCGGCGAUAGCGGAGGCGGCGGAGGCGGAGAAGGCGGGCGGAGGAACGAGAGAUGGUAAGAAUAACGGAGAGGGUAAUAACGAGGAUAAUGCGAGCAGUGCAGCGGCUUCUGCGACUGCGGUUAUUCCUUUACUCGACGAUGGAGAUGCUGUGUUCUUCGGUACGCCGGCGAAGCAGCCGCCCGUCCCGCUGCCCAUCGAAGAGCCUGUUCUCUUCGGCGAGGCGGGGGGGGCGGGGGGGGGCGGAGGGGAGAAUGCAAGCGCAGGCGGAGACGCCUCCCCCGGGCUGUUUGACCAGGCGUUUGCUAACUCGAGCAAUAACAGCACACCGCGCGGGUCAGUAGAUAUGACGGGCAGUGGGGAAGUGUUUUCUGUUGGCGAUGGGGCGGAAGGAAAGGACACGUUAGGGCCCCGCCAUGGGAGCACGGGGCACGGCGCAUCACCAUCAAUGGGGGGAGCGGGCGGAAUGGGGGGAGGCGCAGGGGCAGGAGGCGCAGGGGCGGGAGGGGCGGGAGACGCUGCGUCGGUGCUGGCAGGGUGGGGGUUGUUGUCAGCAGGGGGCAGCGGGUCGUUCGGCGCGACUGGCGCUUUAAAGAGCCCUAACUCGUUCGGAGGGACCUCGCACGCUACUAACCCUGCUGAAGCUGCCAAGCCUCUCGUUCGGGCUUCCUCCGUGCCUACCAUCACGUUCGGACCUGUCGUUGUAGGUUCGGAGGUGGUUCCGAGCCUGAACCCCGUGCCGCUGGGAACGCGCAAGCCCCGCCCGCCAAUCAGCCACGCGUCCCUGCCGUCUAACCAGCAGCAGCCGCCGUUGCCGAGCCUGCAGCGCUCGCCCGGUAGCGGAAGCUCGGGCGGAGGUUCGGAAAAGAGGUUCGGCAUGGGGAGGCAUGGGAUGAGCGGCCUAAGCAGGGGGAGCCCCCCCGCGAAAGUAGGAAGGGAGGCGGGAAAAGGGGGAGUGUAUGUUGUGGGCGGGUAUUUGCUGUCUACUCUUUUAAUGAUUAAAGGAGCGGAUGAUAACGAGGAUAUGUAUGAGGACGAGGAGGAUUUGGGGUAUGUGAGGCGGGCAGUGGGGAACGAGGAGCAGUUUAUGCUAAUAGAGGCGGAUCCGGGGGAUGAUCCCGAGGACGCGGAGGAGGCGGAGGGCACGGUGGGCGGAAAGGGGGAAGGUGAGGGGAAAGCUGGAGAGGGGAAGGGGGGGCAAGGCAGCGCGGGGGGGGACGGGGAAGGGAAGGGGAGCAAGGGGAAGGAAGCGGGGAAGAGUGGGAAAGAGGGGAAGCGGGAUUCGGAAGGGGGGGAUGAGGAGAUGUAUUUUUCAGGGGAGGACUCGUAUCAAGAAGCAGAGGGGGGGGAGGAAGGGGCGGAGGGAGGCGGGGGAAGCGAGGCGGAAGGCGCUGCGGGGGGAAAAGGGCACCGAUCGGUUCCGAGCUUUGGAGUGGUGGAUGCGUGGGAUGGGAUGUUCGACAAGGGGGGGGCGGAGGGAACGAACGGCGCGCGGAACGGGGGAGGAGCGGAGGGGAGGGGCGCAGGCGCAGGGGCGCGGCAGAAGCGGCAGGGCGGAAAGGGGCAGCUGAGCGGGCAGCUAGAGGAGGGCGAAGAGGGGGAAGGGGACGAGGACGAGGGGGAGGAGGGGGAGGAGGGCGAGGAGGGGGAGUUUUACGAGGGGCAAUCUGUGGGCGCGGAUGCGGGGAGCUCUAUGCUGGGGUCUGUGCAAGACCUGGAUGAGGACUGCGCGCACCCCACCCCCACCGGCUCCCGCCCCCGCCUUGGCGUUCUCAGUGACGAGGAGGCGGAGGGGGAGGCGGAGGGGGAAGGAGAAGACGCGCUGGGGAAGGGGAUGAGGGAGAGGGCGGAGGGAGGGGGGAAAACGGAGGGAGGUGCGAGGGGCACAGGCACAGGCGCAGGCACAGGGCUGUUUGUGUCUACCGCAGCAGCAGCAGCAGGAACAGGACAGGGCGGCGCUGCUGGGGCCGCCAGUGCCGCUGCUGAUGCUGCUGCUGGGGGCAGCGGCGGGUUUGGUGACUCCUUCUCAGGCGGAUUCUCCUUCCCCUCGCCGUCCAGUGAAGGCCUUUCCAGGGAAGGUUCUGGGUGGUCGGGAGGCGGCGGGACGCCUGGGGGGGACGCGGUCAAUAUCAGCCCUUCGGACACUCUGGGCGGAGGGGGGAGCGGAGCGGGGCGAGGGGGAGCGGGAGGGGGCGCGGGGGAAGCCGGGGGGCUGGCGGAUGAGCUGGCGAGCGGGCUGGAGCGGAUGGGGAGCGUGGCGGAUAGUACCCUGGAGGUAUGGAAGCGGCAGGCUAGUGGCACAUUCGCUAAAGUCACUGCCAUGGACUGGGAUCCCCCCGCUGCUGCUGCUGCCACUGGGGGAGUUACUGCUGGUGGGGCUGGCGCGGGUGGGGAGGAGAAGAGGGCGAAGAGUGGGGGGAAGAAGGAGGAAGAGGAUGCGGAGGCAGGCGGCAGGGGCGGUGAUGACAUGCAAACGGACGGGGAUGUGGCUGUGAAAGGCAGUGGGGGGAGUAAGAAGGGGAAGGGGAAAGGGAAGGGGGCGAAGGCGGAGGAGGAGGGGAAGGAUGGGGCGGGAAAGAAGGGGGAUGAGGGCGAGGAGGAAGCGGGAGAGAAGGGGGAGGGCGAGGUGGAGGGGACGAAGAAAGGAGCGGAGGGGAAGGAGAAGGCGGGAGGGGGUGGCGAGGAGAAGGAGGAGUUUGAGAUCUUCAACCUGCGUGUCAUUCACCGCAAGAACAGGUGCGUGCGCAUGGGGUGGCCACAGAUGAGUGCUUGGGUCGCGGGUGGUUGGGAAGUGCAGAUGGGCUCAGCAGCCUUCAACGCCAUGCAUACCAAGCGCAUGGAGACCAAACGCUCUUCCCCUUCCUUGUAUGUCCCCCACAUCCCCACCAGAACGGGGUUUGAGGAGGAGAAGGACUUCCCAGUGGUGCUCAACUCGGUCAUCGCAGGGCGCUACUACGUGACAGAGUACCUGGGGUCAGCGGCCUUCAGCAAGGCGAUCCAAGCUCAUGAUCUGCACACGGGCAUGGACGUGUGCAUGAAGAUCAUCAAGAACAACAAAGACUUCUUUGACCAGAGCCUGGACGAGAUCAAGCUGCUCAAGUUCAUCAACCGGCAUGAUCCGGCAGACGAGCAUCACCUGCUGCGGCUUUAUGAUUACUUCUACCACCGGGAGCACCUGUUCAUCAUAUGUGAGCUACUGCGUGCCAACCUGUACGAGUUCCACAAGUACAACCGCGAGUCGGGCGGCGAGGCCUACUUCAACAUGCCUCGCAUCCAGUCCAUAGCCAAGCAGAUCCUGCAGGCCCUGCGCUUCAUGCACUCCCUCGGGCUGAUCCACUGCGACUUAAAGCCCGAGAACAUCCUGAUCAAGAGCUACUCGCGGUGCCUGGUGAAGGUGAUCGACAUCGGCAGCAGCUGCUUCACAACGGACCACCUGUGCUCGUACGUGCAGUCGCGCUCGUACCGCGCGCCCGAGGUCAUCCUGGGGCUGCCCUACGGGCCCAAGAUCGACAUCUGGUCCCUCGGCUGCAUCCUCGCUGAACUCUGCUCCGGACAGGUGCUGUUUCAGAACGACUCGCUGGCGACACUGUUGGCGCGGGUGGUGGGCAUCAUCGGCCCCAUCGACCCGCGCCUGCUGCGCAAGGCCCGCGACCGCCACAAGUACUUCACCAAGCGCAACGUGCUCUACGAACGCAACCCGGAGACGGAGCAGCUGGAGUAUCUGGUGCCAAAGAAGACCUCCCUGCAGCACCGCCUGCAGCAGGGCGAUGCGGGGUUUGUGCAGUUUGUGGCAUCGCUGCUGCAGGUGGAUCCCGACAAACGCCCCACUGCCGCCCAGGCCCUCAAACACCCCUGGCUCUCCCACCCCUAUGACCCCAUCACAUGA